AUGGAUAAUAAUUCAGCUAUACUCGAUGGAACAACUCCGUUUGUCAUUCAAUUACCACCACCUGAUCGUUUCGAACCAACGUGCAUUGCUAAAUUAGAACCAAACCAACGAAACGUUAAUUUACAAGUAAUUGUAAUAAAAAUAAAUCAGCCGCAAAAAACACGAGAAGGACAUGAAGUUUAUUCAUUAAAAGUUGCUGAUAAAACUGGUUCAAUCUAUUUGAAUGUAUGGAAUACGGUUGGAAAACUUAUUCGAGAAAGUGAUAUAUUAAGAUUAACCAAUUGUAUAACACAAGUAUUUAAAAAUUCAUUAUGCAUUAAAUUAGGACGAUUGGGAAGUAUACAACGCACAAAUGAUUUUUUAAUGGAUUUUUCGGACGAACCUGAUAUGUCAAUAUUGGCGUUAUCAGCUCCUGAAAUGCUCAAGUUAAUCAAAGAACAACAACAAGGUGGACAAAAGCGUCAUUUUGAAGGAACAGGUGGAAAUGAAGAUAAUGGAACACGUACACAGGGACAAAUGAGCGCUAAACGAACUAUUCAUACUCAUCCUAGUUGA
Molecule: messenger RNA, 555 nt
Organism: Didymodactylos carnosus
Lineage: Eukaryota; Metazoa; Rotifera; Eurotatoria; Philodinida; Philodinidae
Source: the annotation of a GenBank genome assembly